Esox lucius (northern pike) is the source of this 4817-nucleotide messenger RNA. RefSeq names its product CEA cell adhesion molecule 1 (gene ceacam1). Lineage: Eukaryota; Metazoa; Chordata; Actinopteri; Esociformes; Esocidae. The coding region runs from base 141 to 3779 and encodes 1212 amino acids. The transcript has 15 exons. The record is from RefSeq and is a predicted model, not a curated record.
GCAAAUCACAAAGUCUUCCCCUGACUGUGACUAGGCUGUACUGACAUACAGGAUCUGGACUAACCAAGACGUCUUUAGAUUAAUUAGGCACUUAGGAAGGUCUCCCGCUCAUUUCUGUUGUUUGGUGAAGUGGCAGAACUAUGGAGAAUUUUCUGGUGUAUGUUCUUGGCCUGGUGCUGCUUAACUUCCCCACAGAUCUUGUUGCCGAUGUGAUAGUUCCCUCUACGAACCCUUUAGCUGUGGGAAGUAAUGUCACACUGAACGUUGUUCCCCAGAGCCCCAUCAACAUCGGGACAUGGUCACAUGAAUCUACAAUCAUCCUAUUUGUUUAUCCAACUGGAUAUAGUGUGACUGACAUUUAUCAAGGCAGAAUUUCAUUCAACCGCUCAUCCUCAGAGCUGUUCAUAAGAUCUCUCCAACUGAACGAUUCAGGGCAGUAUAUACUCCAGGGAUUUGAACCAUCCAAGAAAACUGCAGUGACUUUGAUAAUCCAGGAGCCUAUUUCAAACGUGACUCUGAGGGCUAAUACCAUCGAUGUAGUGGAACAAAAUGACACCGUCAUUUUGACUUGCUCGGCAUCCUCAGGCUCCUCCCCCUCUUACCGCUGGCUGAAUGGCAGCUCUUUGGUCAGAGCCAGUGACAUAGUUCGACUGGUUGAUGGAAACAGCACUCUUAUCCUAGACAAUGUGACACGGUAUGACAAAGGUCCAUUCAAAUGUGAGGUCUUCAAUGGAAUCAGCAAUGAAACCAGCCAACCAAUCUACCUCAAUGUUAGAUACGGUCCAACUAAUCUCACUAUGAGGAUCAUUCCCGAGAUGACCACAGGACAUACCGCCUACCGGACUGGCUCAGACAUCACUCUGUCCUGCUCUGCUGAGUCUGUCCCCCCUGCAUCCUACAUGUGGAGGUUUAAUGGCGCAUCUCUGGAAAACCCUAGCCCACAGCUCAGCCUGUUGAAUGUUACAGAGAACCAGACUGGAAGUUAUACUUGCUUAGCCCACAACAAUGUCACUCUCCGAUUCGCCCUCCUUACCAGAAUUAUAAAGGUUGUAGAGCCAAUUUCAGCUGUUACAUUGAAUCAUGUUGGGAAGCUACCGAUACUAGAUCAAUCAUUCACUCUGCACUGUGAGGUGACUGGACCUGUGGAUCGCAUAUACUGGCUGAAGAAUGGCCAGCUCAUUUCCUUGAACAACAAAACAUUAUUCUAUAUGGACAACAACACAAUGGUCAUCAACUCAAUCCAGUUUUCUGACAGCGGAGAAUACUACUGUGAGGCCGUCAAUGCUGCCAAUAACCUGACCAGCAAGGCAUACCAGCUUGUGGUCAACUUUGGACCAGAGAGACCUGCCGUAACUAGUCUGGAUAUUUCAAUGACAGGACACAACGUGACCUUCAGCUGCUCAGCCUCCUCUCAGCCUCCCAGCCAGUUCAGCUGGUUCUUCAAUGGUUCCCAGGUGGCGACUGGCUCAGUGUAUGAGGCUGGUCCUCUGACCUUAGCCAGUCAGGGGGAGUACACCUGUGUGGCCUUCAACAACGUCACUGGCAGAAACAGCACUGCCUCCAAGACGCUCACCGUUGUUGCACCAGUGACUAUGACCAUGAUAAAAGUUGAAGGUGCCCAGCCAAUACUGAACAAGACAUUCUCUUUGACCUGUGAAACCACUGGAACUGUUUUCUCCAUUCAAUGGAUGAGAAAUGGCUUGCUUUUGCAUGAUGAUGAGACAACACAAUUCUCUACGGACAACAAGACACUGACAUUCAACUUUGUCCAGCAUUCUGACAACGGAGAUUAUAAGUGUUCUGCUUUCAACCCCUUCAGCAACAUGACCAGCCCAGACUACAGGCUGAUCAUCAACUUUGGGCCAGAGAUGGCAAUUAUAGCAGGACCAGCAUUAGGUGAAACAGGACACAACAUGACCUUCAACUGCUCAGCCUCCUCUCAGCCUCCCAGCCAGUUCAGCUGGUUCUUCAAUGGUUCCCUGGUGGCGACUGGCUCAGUGUAUGAGGCUGGUCCUCUGACCUUAGCCAGUCAGGGGGAGUACACCUGUGUGGCCUUCAACAACGUCACUGGCAGAAACAGCACUGCCUCCAAGACACUCACCGUUGUUGCACCAGUGACUAUGACCAUGAUAAAAGUUGAAGGUGCCCAGCCAAUACUGAACAAGACAUUCUCUUUGACCUGUGAAACCACUGGAACUGUUUUCUCCAUUCAAUGGAUGAGAAAUGGCUUGCUUUUGCAUGAUGAUGAGACAACACAAUUCUCUACGGACAACAAGACACUGACAUUCAACUUUGUCCAGCAUUCUGACAACGGAGAUUAUAAGUGUUCUGCUUUCAACCCCUUCAGCAACAUGACCAGCCCAGACUACAGGCUGAUCAUCAACUUUGGGCCAGAGAUGCCAAUUAUAGCAGGACCAGCAUUAGGUGAAACAGGACACAACGUGACCUUCAACUGCUCAGCCUCCUCUCAGCCUCCCAGCCAGUUCAGCUGGUUCUUCAAUGGUUCCCAGGUGGCGACUGGCUCAGUGUAUGAGGCUGGUCCUCUGACCUUAGCCAGUCAGGGGGAGUACACCUGUGUGGCCUUCAACAACGUCACUGGCAGAAACAGCACUGCCUCCAAGACGCUCACCAUUGUUGUUCCAAUAAUCUCAGUGGCCAUAAGCACCAGCGGAGGCCAGGCAGUAGAGGGCGACUCCUUUACAAUGACUUGCAAUGUCAUCGGUCAGCCUGUAUCCAUUCAGUGGUGGAAGAACAGCAUUUUAGUGCAUCUGGAUAACACAACACACAUCUCUAUGGACAACAGAAUACUGACUUUCAACCCUCUCCAACAAUCUGACCAAGGAGAAUAUAAGUGCGUUACCAGCAAUGGUGUGAACAACAGAACGAGCAACCCCUACACACUCCUAGUGAACUAUGGACCAGAACAACCCAUUAUAGUUGGGGUGGCCAUUGCACAAACAAAACAAAGAGUGACCUUCAACUGCUCAGCCUCCUCUCAGCCUCCCAGCCAGUUCAGCUGGUUCUUCAAUGGUUCCCUGGUGGCGACUGGCUCAGUGUAUGAGACUGGUCCUCUGACCUUAGCCAGUCAGGGGGAGUACACCUGUGUGGCCUUCAACAAUGUCACUGGCAGAAACAGCACUGCCUCCAAGACGCUCACCGUUGUUGAGGCUAUAAAGUCAUUGACGGUGAAUCAGAGCACAAUACCAAUAGCAUCUGCCAACCUAACUCUAACCUGUGAUGCCGUUGGGAUCUAUGACACCAUCUACUGGACGAAGAACAGUCUGUCUCUGGACCUGAGUAACACCCUGAACACCGGCAUCAUCAUCUCCAACAACUCUCUGCAUUUUGUUCCAGUCAAGGUGUCAAAUGAUGGAAUCUAUCAGUGCGUGGCCAUCAACGUUUUUGGCCCUUACCCCAGCCCUCAAUACCAACUGCUGGUGAACUAUGGCCCUCUGAGUGUGAACGUCUCUCUUCAAGGCCCAAUGAGAAAUGGCUCAGAAGUCACAUACACAAUGCAGUGUUAUGCUGACUCACGGCCAACCACCGAGUACCAUUGGAAAUUCAACAACCAAUCACUGCCAGAGACUGGUCCUUCGAUGGUUGUAGUCAAGUCCUUGAAGAAUGCAGGGAUCUAUACCUGUGUGGCCAUAAACCCUGUGACCAAAAUCGAAAUGUCCAACACAAUUAGUCUGGAUGUCACUGGCCACUCGCCUGCUCCUCCGUUCCUGUCCAGGGUUUGUCUGAUGCUGAUCCUACUAGCGCUCUCUCACACCCUGUGAUUAACUGACACUACUGUAGUAAGCACACUAUUCGCCUGCUAACUGGGAGUCACACUUUUUCUUACUUUGACUAAAACGUCUCGGCCAGAUGUCUCAUGUGGAAGUUGACGUGGUAAUGAUAAAUUAUAAUUUUAUUGCAUAUGGUAAUGACAAUACAGUAGAGAUCUGAAAUUAACAGGAGGGUAAAACAUAAAACCUUUAUUGAUCUCAAAAUCUAACUUUUGCAAUGGCCAACUGAGUCUCUGGACUUAAAAAAAACAUGUGGAAAAUAUGUGGUCUGAAUGUAAAAUAACAGUCCAUAAAGCACAGCCAAGGAUAAUAAGGACUUCAAAAGAUUCUAUAUGAUGAUUCCUCACAAUGUGUUCUCUGAACUCUCUAAACCAUUAAAAAAAAGUCUGUGUUGUUAUAAGUUGAGUUAGAAAGUAUUGAAAAUGAGGGUCCCAAUCAUUUGUCCUUUCCCUUAAGAAAUGUUUUUUCUUCAAACACAAAAUUCAAUUCUAAGCAAAUGUAUCAGCAUACAAUACAUAUGGUCAUACAACAUAGAACAGUAUCUGUAUAAAACUUAUGGUGACAACCUACCUCUGACCUGUGACAUUGUUGUUGGGACCUAUGACACCAUCUACGGGAUGAAGAACAGUCCGUGAACACUGGCAUCAUCAACACUGGCAUCAUCAAUAAUAUACGUUUUGUAAUAAACCUUAUAAAAUGCAUUUAAACAAAUAUAUGUAUUAUUGUUUUCAUCUGGUGGGUUUUGAUCAUCUUUAUCAAAGGUGCCAAUCAUUUUGGCCUUGACUGUACAGUAUAUUACCCCCAAUGGCUGUACACAAUUCACUCUGUGUUGUUCUCUUUUUCAUAGUUUAUAUACACUGUAUCUGUAGGACAAUUUCAGGUUAUUUAACCUUUAAAUAGUAGGCAAAACACUUCAAAAAUGUGUGUACAUGUUUAAAGUAAAGGCUUAUGAAUCCUCUGGGAAAAAAGAUGCAGGCUUGUGAAGUUGAUAUAAGUCUGAUAUUUAAUAAAGUAUUCUUUUCACACCUG